Pogona vitticeps (central bearded dragon) is the source of this 2242-nucleotide messenger RNA. Lineage: Eukaryota; Metazoa; Chordata; Lepidosauria; Squamata; Agamidae. The record is from RefSeq and is a predicted model, not a curated record.
CCCCCACAACAGCCUUGGGAAUGGGAUGUGGAGUCGCAGCACCUGGCCUCCUUCCAGCCCGCGCCCCUCUUUGACCAAGCGGCCGAGAGAGAGAUCUACCCGACGGCCGAGAUCUCCCUCUGGACGGUGGUGGCCGCCAUCCAGGCGGUGGAGAGGAAGGUCGACUCCUACGCCACCCGGCUGCUGAACCUGGAGGGCAGGACGGCCACCGCCGAGAAGAAGAUCUUUGAGUGCGAGAAGACGGAGCUGGAGUUCAGCAACCACCUGGCGGCCCUGGGGACCCUGAUCCAGGAGUACGGGCUGCUCCAGCGGAGGCUGGAGAACAUGGAGAACCUGCUCAAGAACCGGAACUUCUGGAUCCUCCGUCUCCCUCCGGGCCCCAAGGGGGAAGCUCCCAAGGUCCCCGUGACUUUCAAUGACAACGCGGUGAAUUUCUCUACUCAAGAGUGGGCCAACCUGGAGGAGUGGCAGAAGGAACUUUACAAAAACAUCACAAAAGGACACUUCGAACCCUUGAUCUCCCUGGACGCUGCCAUUUCCAGAGGGGAGGUUCCGCCCCAGACGGAGCCAGCAGAACUUCCCCGCGUCGCGGAUCAGGAGUUUGUGGGAGAAAAGGGCUUCCCUCCAGAACCUAGGACAGAAACCGAGGACUUGGCGUGCAAGGAGGACCUCUUGUCCUGGAUCAAGCGAGAAGAGCCCCCAGGCAAAGCCAAGUGGGAGCUGGAGCGGGAGAUCCCCACGGCUGCCGGCUAUGAUGAUGGUGCGAUGAUUAAAAGUGAGGCGCAGAACCUGCGAGGAAGCCAGAAGCCUGCCUUGCCCGAUAAGGGGAUGCUGCCGGCUGGAUUACACGCGGGCGGAGACACCUUCCAGGUCCCUAAGCCGGAAGCCAGUUGCGAGAGGCUAGGCUGCCCCCAGGGACUGCAACCCGCCUAUCCCGUGCCAAGGCCAGAGGAGCCACCCCAGAACGAGCGGGGCUGCCAGCAACUCGGGUCCACCCGGCCAGAGGACUCUUUCCGCUGCGUCAAGUGCCAGGAAGGGUUUGCCUGUGAGCAGCAGUUCUCUCUGCAUCAGAGGAUCCACACAGGAGAGGACAUCGUGUACGGGCGGGGGAUUGCGCCGGCCGCAGACCCUGGUGCCCAGCCCAACCCAGGUCCUUACUCGUGCGUAGACUACAAGAGCGACUUUAGCGAUCCGCCCUUCUCCCAAGCGGCGGGGCGGCCCUACGCCUGCUCCCUCUGCCCCAAGAGUUUCCGGCUCAAAACCAGCUUGCUGAUCCACCAGAAAACCCACACGAUGGGGAAAAGCGACAGUGCCUUUGUUUGCCCCGAGUGUGGCUGUGGCUUCAGCCACCAGGGGCAGCUCACGCGGCACCAGGCCGUCCACGCCGACCGGCCCCACCAGUGCGCCGAGUGCCACAAGGCCUUCAACCGCAAGUCCAGCCUGAUGGUCCACCAGAAGACGCACCGGGAGCGGCCCCGGCCCUUCCAAUGCCCGCAGUGCAGCAAGACCUUUAUCCGCAAGCAGCACCUGGACGACCACACCCGGACCCACACGGGGGAGAAGCCCUACCAGUGCCCUGAGUGCGAGAAGCGCUUUGCCGAAAAGUCCAAGCUGACCAACCACUACCGGAUCCACACUGGGGAGCGGCCCUAUCGCUGCGGGCAGUGCGACAAGCGCUUCGUGCGAGCGCACCACCUGGUGAAGCACCAGAGCAGCGUCCACCAGGCGGGGGCCAAGCUCUACUCAUGCCAGGAGUGCGGGCAGAGCUUCGCCCACGCCCAGGCCUUCCUCAGCCACCAAGCCAGCCACGCCAACGGGGAGAAGCGCCACCGCUGCUCCGAGUGCCUCAAGACCUUCGCCCGCCGGAAGUACUUGCUGGAGCACCAGCGCAUGCACACGGGGGAGAACCCUUAUUCGUGCCCCCACUGCGGCAAGCGCUUCCGCUACAAGCAGUCCCUCAAGCACCACCUGCGCAUGCACGGGGAGCCACCGCCACCGCCACAGCAGCAGCCCACGCCAGGCCCUGUGCUGCCACCCGCCGUCAGCAGCCCCGCAGAAAAAAACUCGCUCUUCCCCGCCAGCCUUGGCAGUGGAACCUGAGGAGGAGGAGGAGGAGGGCCCGGGGAAGAGCGGCGCUCCUUGGCGAGCCACGCAGGUGGGCUGUGACACUGGGAGUGGCUGGACGCAGAGCACGACUUGAGCACGGACGCCCCGGGAGUGGCUGGAUGCCGAUGGAGACGCU